GGAGGAGGUACAGAAAAAGUGAGAUAGCACAGAGGAAGUGUGAGGGAGAAAAGAAUGAGCAUCUCUCAGAGCUGGCAGGAGACCCAGCAGAAGAGAAUGACUGGUAAGAGUCAGACCAGCAACGUGACCAACAAGAAUGACCCCCGCUCCCUCAACUCCAGAGUCUUCAUCGGCAACCUCAACACAGCCAUUGUCAAGAAGACAGACAUCGAGGUUAUCUUUGCCAAGUAUGGCAAGAUCGUGGGCUGCUCCGUACACAAGGGCUACGCCUUCGUUCAGUACAUGAGCGAGCGCAACGCUCGGGCUGCAGUCGCAGGAGAAAAUGCCAGGAUCAUAGCAGGACAGCCACUGGAUAUAAACAUGGCAGGAGAGCCCAAACCAUAUAGACCCAAAGCGGGCUCCAAACGACCGCUCUCUGCCGUCUACACUGGUUAUGAAUUUGACUAUGACUACUACCGUGAUGACUUCUACAAUCGGCUUUUUGACUAUCACGGCCGGGUGGCCCCGCCUCCACGGGCCGUCAUCCCCCUGAAGCGCUCGCGGGUCGUGGUGCCGUCCACGCGGCGAGGCAAAACGUCCUUCCCCAUCAAAACCUCCACAUCUUCAUCGUCGCGCCCAGCCUCCUCCUCAUCCUCCUUCUCCUCUGGCCUCAAGCUAAAGACGGAUCAGGUCCAGACGAUCAAGCGGGAACUAACUCAGAUCAAGAUGAAGAUCGACUCUCUCCUGGGCCGACUGGAGAAGAUAGAGAAGCAGCAGAGAGCUGAGUCUGAGGCUCAGAGGAAGUAUGAGGAUAACUGUGACUCCCUCCAUGAGGAGUCUAUAUCAGAGACGGCAGAGAACUCGGCCGAGGAGGCGGGGGAAGGGCCACUGGACGCUGAGGCCGGAGAGAUGACUGACGGAGGAGAGGAUGAUUACGACGAAGAGGGCAGCACUGAUCUGAUAGAGAACCAUGUGUCUGACAUAGACAACUGAGGCCAUGUCAAAAGGGAAAUCAGCGCUGCUUUGAACAGUCUCUGGGGGGAAAAGAAGGAAGACAUGGAACUGUAAAAGAGCCAAAAAAACAGAAAAAGAAAAAAAAGAACUCACAACUCCUCUUUCAGAGAGACAAUGCAGCAGGCAUGAUUGGUCCCGGUGAGAGGCAGAGCAGUGUGUUUUCACGGACAAAUCUCUCACCGCCAUUCAGCAUCUGUUGCUCAACAUUUCGCAGGCCUUCAUUUGAAUACCGUGAAAUAUUCAUUCUGUUGAGGUCAGACCCGACACUACUUGUAUGGAUUGAAAAUAAAGAUGAACUACUGAGGCCUGA
This is a messenger RNA of Colossoma macropomum (tambaqui), 1303 nucleotides long. Its product is annotated as RNA-binding Raly-like protein. The coding region runs from base 55 to 972 and encodes 305 amino acids. Gene Ontology annotation, cellular component: nucleus. The transcript has 9 exons. The record is from RefSeq and is a predicted model, not a curated record. Gene Ontology annotation, molecular function: RNA binding. Lineage: Eukaryota; Metazoa; Chordata; Actinopteri; Characiformes; Serrasalmidae.